Molecule: messenger RNA, 615 nt
Organism: Thlaspi arvense
Lineage: Eukaryota; Viridiplantae; Streptophyta; Magnoliopsida; Brassicales; Brassicaceae
Source: the annotation of a GenBank genome assembly
AUGGGAAGAUGGUCGCUUAUUGCCGGGAGAUUACCCGGGAGAACAGAUAACGAGAUAAAGAACUAUUGGAACACACAUAUUCGAAGAAAGCUGAUAAACAGAGGGAUUGAUCCAACGACUCACAGAGCAAUCCAAGAAUCAUCAGCUUCUCAGGAUUCUAAACCUACACAACUUGAACCAAUUACGAGUAACAACACCAUCAAUAUCUCCUUUACUUCUUCCUCUUCUGCUCCGAAGCUCGAAGCUUUCCAAGAAAGCAUAAGUUUUCCGGGAAAACCAGAGAACAUCUCAAUGCUUACGUUCAAAGAAGAAAAGGUCGAGGAGGGGCCAAUGGAAGAGAAGUUGCCAGAUUUGAAUCUUGAGCUCAGAAUCAGUCUUCCCGAUGCUGCAGAUCGUCGUCAAGGCGCAGAAACGCCGCGUUGUUGUUUCAAGUGCAGCUUAGGGAUGAUAAACGGCAUGGAGUGCAUGUGUGGAAGGAUGAGAUGCGAUGUAGCCGGAGGUAGCAGCGGCAGUGGCAACGCGGGUGACAUGGGCAACGGGUUUGAUUUUUUAGGGUUGGCCAAGAAAGAGACCGCUUCUCUUUUGGGUUUUAGAAGCUUGGAAAUGAAAUAUUAA